UAAUACUGGCAACCUUUACGACGUAGUUGAAGGUUUGUAUUGGAUAGUCAGUGGUAGCAUACCGAAUGUUGCUGUGAAAGAUAUUGGACUGAUGUCAAAAUUAAGAGGAAAAGCUUAACGUUUAACUCGUUCACGAUUAAUAAAUUAGAAUGGCUGUGGACGAAGAAUCUGACACGUCUCCACGAAAUAGUACAGGAGGUGAAAACACAGAGAAUAAGCGAAACGAAGGCAGAGGAGAAGAAGAGAGAGCCUUUGAAUGUAAUAUAUGUCUAGAUACUGCAAAAGAUGCAGUGAUUAGUAUGUGUGGACACCUAUUUUGCUGGCCCUGUUUGCAUCAGUGGCUUGAAACAAGACCAAACAGACAGUCAUGCCCCGUCUGUAAAGCUGCGAUAAGCAGGGAUAAGGUUAUACCUUUGUAUGGACGUGGGGGCUCAAAAGAAGAUCCGAGAGAAAAACUGCCUCCUAGGCCCCAAGGUCAAAGAACAGAACCAGAAAAUACAGGGGCCUUUUCCAAUUUUGGAUUCGAUGGAGGAUUUCAAAUGUCAUUUGGAAUUGGCGCCUUCCCUUUUGGACUCUUUGCUUCCACUUUCAAUUUUGGCGAUCCUGUCAUCAGAGGUCAUGGUGCCCACGGGACAAAUCCUGCCAAUUUGGAAGAUGAACGAUUUUUGUCACAAUUAUUUCUCUGGGUUGCAAUUCUUUUUAUCUUUUGGUUACUGGUAGCUUAAACCUAUGGUUUUCUGUGUUGUAUAUUUUUUAUCAUCAAGAUUCCGGGAAAUUUAUACUUGUUGAAGUGUUUCUCGAAAUUUUCUAGAUAGUGGAUUUAUAUAUAUAUAAAGAUUACAAGUGAAACGUCCUGAAA
Molecule: messenger RNA, 859 nt
Organism: Daphnia magna
Lineage: Eukaryota; Metazoa; Arthropoda; Branchiopoda; Diplostraca; Daphniidae
Product: E3 ubiquitin-protein ligase RNF185
Exons: 6
Coding region: 150-725 (191 amino acids)
Biological process (GO): ubiquitin-dependent protein catabolic process
Cellular component (GO): endoplasmic reticulum
Molecular function (GO): ubiquitin-like protein conjugating enzyme binding; ubiquitin protein ligase activity; metal ion binding
Source: RefSeq, a predicted model, not a curated record